This is a messenger RNA of Zingiber officinale, 3074 nucleotides long. RefSeq names its product wall-associated receptor kinase 5-like. Bases 184 to 2940 code for a protein of 918 amino acids. Gene Ontology annotation, molecular function: calcium ion binding; polysaccharide binding; protein serine/threonine kinase activity. The record is from RefSeq and is a predicted model, not a curated record. Gene Ontology annotation, biological process: cell surface receptor signaling pathway; protein phosphorylation. Gene Ontology annotation, cellular component: plasma membrane. The transcript is spliced from 5 exons. Lineage: Eukaryota; Viridiplantae; Streptophyta; Magnoliopsida; Zingiberales; Zingiberaceae.
UUGUAUGAGAAAAAGAAAAGGAAUAUCGUCAUUGGCCAUUGGAAGCCAUACUUCUUUGUUUCUGUAUGAACAAUUUCUCUCUCCUAUAUCACUAAGCUUGGGCUCUGGUUAAGAGCAAUUAGCUGCCAACGCUGAUACAGAGAUACAAGUUAGGCAAAGUUGAGCGAUCAAGGAAGAAGAGGCAUGAGAUUGAUGGAGGUUUUGGUAAUCUUGAUCGUGACAUCAAUAUCGAUCUCUUCCACAAGAAGCACAAACUUUGCUAUCCCUUCCAACUGCUCCAAACUCUGUGGCAACAUCAGCAUCCAGUACCCUUUCGGCAUCGAAGAUGGCUGCUUCCGAGCUGGCUUUAACUUGACCUGCAGCACCAAUACUGAUACUGCUUCGCCUCAGCUCCUCUUGGGCGAUGGGACCGUCGUGGUCACUGGUUUUGACAUGGAGAGUGGCCUGGUGAACAUCGACUCACCAGUCACUCUGAUGAUGGGCGUGGACGCCAGUUCCCCCGUCACCACAUCAUUGAUCAAUCUCCAGAACUGGCCUUUCUCCUUUAACCUGAUGAAAAGGAAUUAUGUUGGUGAAGCCGGUGGUCUGGACUAUUUGAUGAGCAACAGUUUGUAUGCAGCCGGUUGCAGCGCUACGGUCAAUCUAGUGGACGCCGUCCGCAACAUUUCCAUCGAUCAUUGCUCAACUGCGUCAUGCUCUAUCGACGCCGUUAAUGAUACUGGACGCUGCGACAUUAGCUUAGAUGAUCUGGACCUACAAACUCCGUUGGCUGUUCAGCUAACUCGACUGAUAAACGAAACAGAGCGUCUUUCGAGCGUCGCCGCUGUCAUGUAUGAUGAAUACACCAGCGAUGAGGCCUUGCAGAGGUUUACUACGAGCGGGGAUAGGGCAGGCCUAAAGGCCUCCCUUGCUUGGUACAUGGAUGACCAUUCUACGUGCGAAGAGGCCAGACAGAAUUCCGCCACUUAUGCUUGUCGUAGUCGAAACAGUGAUUGCUACGAUGCUUACCCUGGAGCUUCCUCAGAUGCUGUUGGAUACUUUUGUCGGUGUUCUUUAAGUUAUGAAGGCAAUCCAUACCUACCAGAUGGCUGCCAAGAGACAAAGUCUACCUUCAUUCCGGCAAACGAUUGCCCAGUGGAAUGUGGGAAUGUAACUGUUCUUUACCCGUUUGGGCUGAAGGAAGGUUGUUACCGAGACGAAGCAUUUGCUCUGACAUGCAAUGAGAUUUCCGGUGCAUCGACUCUCCUAUACCAAGACUACGUGGUGACCAGCAUUUCUAUAGAGGACGGACUGUUGGAUCUCUAUGCGCCUGGCUAUUUCUCCUACUUCUCUGACAAAGCCACACCUUUGACUUACCUCAGAGAGCGGAUCUACUUUAGUUGGGUAGUGUCCUACCAAUCUUGCGAGGAUGGUGGGAAGAACAUGACCACCUUCGCCUGCGUCGACAGGCACAGCUCCUGCAUAGACAUAAACACCACAAGCACUGGUCAGGGACAAGGCUAUCGAUGCGAAUGCUUGCAGGGUUACCAGGGAAAUCCUUACAUUAACAAUGGAUGCCAAGAUAUCAACGAGUGCAAUUUUCCGGAACGAUAUAUUUGCAAUGGAGAUUGUACAAAUACAGAAGGCAGUUUCCGUUGCACUUGUCCCCCAGGAACCUCUGGUGAUCCUAGACACGCAUGCAUCCCUAACAAAAAGCAAACUCUCUUGUUAGGUGCCAUCCUUGGUGCAAGCAUUGGCAUUGGCCUCCUAUUGUCAAGUCUACUGUUGGUCAUCCUGUCUAGGAAGUGGAAGAUAAGGAAACAGAAGAAAAUAAGAGAAAAGAAUUUUCACCAAAAUCAUGGUUUGUUGUUGCAACAAUUAAUUUCUUCAAGUGAAUAUUUUUCAGAGAGAACAAAGAUAUUUUCAUUGGAAGAGUUAGCGAAGGCAACAAACAAUUUUGAUGAAAGUCGAGUGCUUGGUAGCGGAGGGCACGGAAUAGUUUACAAAGGAAUUUUAUCUGAUCUACGAGUGGUUGCCAUAAAAAAGUCAAAACUUGUGGACAAGUGUGAGAUAGACCAAUUCAUAAAUGAGGUUGCAGUUCUAUCACAAAUUAAUCAUAGAAAUGUAGUUAGAUUGUUCGGAUGCUGCCUAGAAUCUGAAGUCCCUUUAUUGGUUUAUGAAUUUAUCACCAAUGGAUCUUUGUUAGACCAUCUUCAUGCACCGGCUCAUUCUAAACUAUCAUGGGAUGAUCGUCUAAGGAUACUUGUUGAAUCUGCUGGAGCUAUUUCUUAUUUGCAUUCUGCUGCUUCAAUAUCUAUUUUUCACAGAGAUAUCAAGUCAUCAAAUAUUCUUUUAGAUGAAGCUUUAAGAGCAAAAGUAUCAGAUUUUGGAGCUUCACGAUUUAACCCUCUUAAUGAAACUUAUAUAUUUACUACCGUCCAAGGUACAUUUGGGUAUUUAGAUCCGGAGUAUUAUCAAACUGGUUUGUUUACUGAGAAGAGUGAUGUUUAUAGCUUUGGUGUUAUUCUUCUAGAGCUCUUAACAGGAAAAAAGCCCACCCGUGCAACAAGAAUAGGACCGCAACAAAAUCUAGCUAUGCAUUUUCUCGAAGCAACAAAAGAGAAUCGAGCAUUUGAUCUUGUAGAGGAUCGAGUCAUGAAAGAAGCAACGAAGCCAGAGCUUCUGGAAUUUAUUCACCUGAUUGAAAUGUGUCUAAGUUUGGAAAGUGCCAAAAGACCUACAAUGAAAGAAGUUGAGUAUAAAUUACAAUGCAUGAGAAAAACAAGAAUGAAAAAAAUAAAACCAAGUAUUGCAGAUAAAAAGGAAUUAAGUGAAGACUUGAUAAGUAGUAGUGUUUCAACUUAUCCUUCCUCAGAGUUGAUAUAUCUAAUGAAUCAAGGAAAUUCUCGAAGUUAUAGCUUAGAGGAGGAGCUCAUGAGAUCUCAACAUCACCCAAGGUAAGCAUUUGCAUUUACUAUAGCUAUUUAUCUUUGAUACGCUGAGUACUUUGUCCUGAGCUUAAAGAUGUAUUAUAGAGACAAAUGAUAUUUUUGUAUUUGUUUGUAAUGAAUAUAUUCAUCAGAUUACUUUGUUUA